This is a messenger RNA of Apaloderma vittatum (bar-tailed trogon), 2041 nucleotides long. It is a transcript of the gene MCF2, whose product is annotated as MCF.2 cell line derived transforming sequence. NCBI's taxonomy places the organism in Eukaryota, Metazoa, Chordata, Aves, Trogoniformes, Trogonidae. Gene Ontology annotation, molecular function: guanyl-nucleotide exchange factor activity; protein binding. Gene Ontology annotation, biological process: dendrite development; intracellular signal transduction. The annotation marks the transcript as partial. The transcript has 17 exons. Gene Ontology annotation, cellular component: cytoplasm. The record is from RefSeq and is a predicted model, not a curated record.
GUGUGGAUUUUAAUUCCAGUUUGAAAUUUUCAUUUGAUCUCUCUCUGCCUGGGAAGAAAACACCAAGAAAAACUCCAAGUUCUCGCAAGAUCGAAGUGAUGCACGACUAUCAGGAAAAACGGAAUUCCUUGCAGUAUUUUAUUUCGGACAGCGAUGACAGCUUAGAUAUACUGAAAGGCCACGUCAUAAAUGAGCUUAUAGAAACCGAGAGGGUGUACGUAGAGGAACUCUUCACUGUUUUGACGGGCUACAGAGCUGAGAUGGAUAACCCGGCCAUGCUCAUCCUCAUGCCUCCUGUGCUGAGGAACAGGAAGGACGUCCUCUUCGGAAACAUGCCCGAGAUAUACGACUUCCACAACAAAAUUUUCCUGCACAGUUUGGAAAGCUGCCUGGGAGCACCCGAGAGAGUGGGAUUUUGUUUCCUAGACAGGCGGGAGGAUUUCCAGAUGUAUGAGAAAUACUGCCAGAACAAGCCCCGGUCGGAGUCCCUGUGGAGGCAGUGCUCCGAGAGCACCUUCUUCCAGGAAUGCCAAAGGAAAUUAGAGCACAAACUCGGGCUGGAUUCCUAUUUGCUCAAACCAGUGCAACGCCUGACCAAAUACCAGUUACUUCUGAAGGAGCUGCUAAAGUACAGCACGAGCUGUGAUGGAGUUCGGGAACUUCAAGAAGCUCUGGUUGCAAUGUUGGAUUUGCUAAAGUCAGUCAAUGACUCUAUGCAUCAGAUUUCAAUAACAGGAUAUGAUGGUGACCUGAGCGAACUGGGCAAGGUAUUGAUGCAAGGAUCUUUCAGUGUUUGGACAGGACACCGAAAAGGUCCAACAAAAAUGAAGGAUCUUGCCCGGUUCAAGCCAAUGCAGAGGCAUCUGUUCCUCUAUGAGAAAGCCUUGGUCUUCUGCAAGAAGCGAGAAGAGCAUGGAGACGGAUAUGACAAAACCUCAUCUUACAGUUUUAAGCAUUUUUUGAAAAUGAAUGCGGUUGGAAUAACUGAAAAUGUGAAAGGAGAUCACCGGAAAUUUGAAAUCUGGUACAGUGGGCGAGAAGAGGUCUAUGUUGUGCAGGCCCAGACAGUAGAUCUGAAGAUGGCAUGGUUGAAUGAAAUAAGAAAAAUUCUGUUCAAGCAGCAGGAGCUAAUAAAAGUGGAGAAGCAGCAGCCUGGCUCGUGCGUGGACCAGCUCCCGCUCUCCCCGCAGCUGAGCGAUGGAAAGCGGCAGAGAGCCUCCAUAAGCUCAGAAGAGAACGACUCGGAGCGCACCAGCCCGGUGAUGCUGGAGAGUGGGCUCCUGUCCCCCCAGAACAAGCCCCACAGAAGCUGGCCGGGAAUGUCACAGUCCCUGGAAAUCUGCGAGGGGCUGGAGGAGUGGUCGGGUAACCAGUACCUCUCCAACUGCUCGGACACCGAGGAGGAGGAUGGGAACCAGCUGUCUCCAGGAAAAUACAAAGCCCUUGCAGACUGCAAGAGGAGAGGAUCAGAGGACCUGCUGGUGAAAAAUGGGGAUGAAAUUCAGCUUUUGCAUGAAGAUGGUGAGGGACAGUGGUUGGUGAAAAACCUAAACAGAAGAAAAGAAGGCUGGAUUCCUGUCCACAGUCUGCAGAUUGUAGUCGGUGACUGCAGAUUUCGGAAUGCCAAAGUCACAGAUGCUGCCCUGUGUAACACGAGAAAGUUUAGUUCCCCUUGAAAUAAGGGUGAACUAGCAGCAUCCUAUUUUCGAUGCUCUUUGGAAGCUUUCAACUAAGUGUUACAGAGAAAUAGCACAAUAGUUGGAGUUGUCCUGUACUAUUCAUCACAUUCACAGACCUCCACAGCUUCAUCUGCACUGAACGGGACUGGGGUCCUAAGCAGCUUCUCAUAGUCAUAAAGGAAGCCAUUCUCCGCUCUUUCUGUUUUUUUUUCUCCUGUGGAAAGUACAGUAUUUUAUUAUUUUUACCUGCUGUUUUUCCAUGACAUCCAUCAUGUUUCAUCAGAGAAGUACACUACAGUUUCCUGACACUUUGUUUAGAUGCUUGAAGUUUCCUCUACAGGUUGAAGGCUUUACCUGCUUAU